This is a messenger RNA of Effrenium voratum, 624 nucleotides long. NCBI's taxonomy places the organism in Eukaryota, Dinophyceae, Suessiales, Symbiodiniaceae. The record is from the annotation of a GenBank genome assembly.
AUGGCCUAUGAGUGGGCAGUGCUUCAUGGUCGUCCUUGGAAAGUCAAGAACGAAUUCUGCUGGUGCAUGCUUCCCCCCUUUCAAGUGCGGCGGCACGAAGGCAGUGAGGGGGUCAUCUUUCUGGCAGUGGCCUGGUCCAUGGGCCCUGUGAAGUACACCAAGCAUGAGGAAACUGUCAUGAAUGGCGUGGCAUCCACCAUCUACACACACCGAACCUUUCCUCCUGUUUGUGUGCGACCACUGGUGGACAUUGUUCUUCAGGGCGAGCUUUUGAAAGACGGCGCGGGCAUCCACUUCCAGAUCGCCAGGAUCACCGGCCAGCACCUGGGGGCCCUCAACUUCAAGGACACUGACAGAGUGACGCACCAUGAGUUGCUGGCAAAGAUCAAGUUGCAGCUCCUGCAUCGCCGGGUGAAGCUGCUGUGGCACGGGUCUCCAGUCAUGGCACCUGCCGGCCAUGUGGUGCUUUGGUCUCGGAGUGUUGUGGAGCGCCCCUUCCCAUUCCGUUCGUUUGUCUCGUUGGUGCGGUGCCGGCGCAAGACCCGGCCAGCAGACCAAAGAUUGAAGGUGUGGAAAGCGGCCCUUCGAAAGGGCCAGUGGCUGCACAUCGCCGGUGUGCUCUGA